Molecule: messenger RNA, 1749 nt
Organism: Pieris macdunnoughi
Lineage: Eukaryota; Metazoa; Arthropoda; Insecta; Lepidoptera; Pieridae
Source: the annotation of a GenBank genome assembly
AUGGAUAAAGACUCCAAAAAGAUAUGGUCAAUUACAGAUUUACCAGAUGAGCUAAUUGCUAUGGUGUUGCAUAAAAUCAAAUACAAUGAUAUUAUUGCGUUUGGAAUAACAUGCAAAAGGUUCUCUGAUGUGGUUUUUAAUAACCAACAUCUUUGGAAAACCAAGUGCUUAGAAGUGUUGCCUCAUCAAAUUAUAAAAACAAUCUUAAAAUAUUCUAAUGGCAACUGGUUUAAUCAACUAAAGGAAUUUAUUGAUUUGAAGAAUAACAUUAUAACGGAACUGCUUGCUUUAUCACCAAAAUUUUACUGGAGAAUGAAUCAAUUGACUGUAGAAGACUCUCUAAAAUUCUUUACAAUUGCCACUAAAGAUGAAUUGAGCUAUUAUUAUACAGUGCAUGUUUUGCAGCAAGUAAUAAAAAAUUCAAUCAAGAAUCUUAACCAAAAUAUUUGUGAAAAGCCGCAUACUUUAACAGAACAACACUAUGCAAAAGUUGUGCUCUGCUAUUUAAUGCAUACAUAUCUUGGUAUUAAGUGGGCUAGACUACAUAGAGCACAAGCAUUUAAUGGUCCACCAAUUCACCCAGAACUGGUACUUAAUUUUUGUGUUCAAUGGAUUGAUCCAGCCCAUUAUUACUCUGAUGAAAGGAUUGCUGAUGUGUUAAAUGAAGUUGUAGAGAAUGUUAAGGAUGUGAUUCAUCAUUGUAGAAAUGGUCCUCAAGUUGAGAAAAAAAAAAUCACAGGGCGUGAAAUACUAUCUGCUGUGUCACAAGUUUUAUAUGGCCAAAAGCGUAUUGCAAUAACAUCAGCAGCUGACCUGGAUACAUUAAAUAUUGUUAAGGUGUUGAGUAAAAAGUGUGGACAUGCUGUUGCCAUAGCCGCUAUAUAUCAUGCAGUUGCAAGAAAAUGUGGGGUAAACAUUAACUUGAUUGCAUUUUCAAAUCACCUGUUUCUGGAAUGGGUAGAUGACAUAAGUCCUAAUAAACUAUAUACAAUUAGCUUGGAUACUGGAGAGCUAAAGCCAAAACAGCGUUGUCCAUUUUCACAAAUCAAUGAACACACCAAUUAUUCCUACUGCUCACACUCAUUUUUGAAGUACAUAUAUUCUAAUUAUUUAGUUACAAUGGGAGCAAUUCGAAACUGGAAUGUACAAAAUUGUCAACACUUAUUAAACUUUCUGGGUGCAAGCGACAGUUAUCAAAAUCCUUAUAAAAAUGUAUUUGCUUAUCUGAUUGAGAUUCCUGAAAUAAGUGCUCCAGACAGACCAUUGAAUAUUCUAUAUUUGGAAAAUUUCUACCGGGAAAUAAUUUUAUCUUUGACAUCAUUAAAUGCAGGGUGUAUCUCAGAGUCCGUAAAUCCAAGAGAAGGAAAUUUAAAAUCAAAGAAACACGACAAAAAUGUCCUUUAUGCUGUAGGAAUGAUUUGCUAUCAUAAAAAUUAUCAAUACACUUGUAUAAUCCGUGAUUGGGAUUUAAAUGGGGAUCGCUUGGAAAUCUCAGAUGAUAAUGUUAGCCGUAAACAGCCUUUCUACAGUGUAACAGCAGCUGAUCACUCAGAGAGAUAUGUGGCACAAGAGAAUCUUAUUAAUCUGCCACAACCAAGUCGUCUUUAUCAUUUAGAAGAUCAGAUUUCAAAAGAUUUUUGUCACUUUGAUGGAUUCGCUUAUGUGUUAAAUUAUGAAAAGAGGAUUCAGUAUCCAGAUGAAGCACUUAUCAUUGAAAUGUACCGUAAUCAUUCAUUUACUCGAGCUUAG